GUGAAAAAGUAGUACGUAUUUGCAAGGAUACAUCUUUCUACUUUCUAGACACACAUCGAGAAAGCUAAUAAGCUAUUGACCAGCGGGGCAACGGAAUAGCGUGCUGCUAUACGGUCAGUCAUACGGACUUUGUAUUUCGUGAUUCUUUUUUAUGACCUCAUUCGCCUCGAUGAGUGAAAAAAGUUUAGCUGAAGAAACUCAAGAAUCUGCAGAAAGUGAUUUGCCCAAAGGAGAAGAAUUUGGAGCUGAAAGUGUUGGAAUUUACUCUAAAAAUGUUAGGGAAAAUAAUCAAAUUAGGAAUUCAAUUGAUAGGAUCAGUGCAUUGCCGGAUUGCUUACUUGUUCACAUCAUAUCUUUUCUGGAUUUGAAGAAAGCUGCUACUACGAGUAUUUUGGCCAAAAGAUGGCAGUUUCUUUGGGCUGAAUUGCGGAACCUUGAAUUCGGAUUUUAUCAUUGGGGUAAAAGUAAGGAAACUAAGAAUACAUCUGACUUUGUGGCUUGGGUUAAUAGCAUCAUUGCUACUCGUCGUGGAAAUUAUCUUGAGAAGUUGAGGGUUACUUUCAAGUACGAGGAUUGCUUUGCUCCAGAUGUUGAUAAUUGGCUGGAGUUUGCCAUAAAAAGUAAGGUGAAAGAACUCGAUUUGGGAACUAGCUUCAGCAAAGAUUUGUACAUUCUUCGUGAAAUGAUGUAUUAUAAUUUAUCCUUGACAUCAUUGUAUUUGGAAGGUUGCAUUUUGGAUCCUAAAAGAACAAUCGUGUGGUCAUCUUUGACUACAUUACAUUUAUCAAGAGUGGAUUUGCCUGAAUAUGUAGUUGAAAAGAUAUUAUCAGGUUGUCCUGUUUUGAAUUCCUUGAAUCUGAGUAUGUGCCGCGGAUUCACUUGUUUGGAGAUCAACUCUAAAAAUCUCUGCAAGCUGCGGGUGUGGGAAUCUGAAGAAGGAAGUGAACCUUUAUUGCAAAUCUCAGCACCCUAUUUAAAAGAUUUGAAUCUUUGGUUGUCUCAUAGACAAAGACAGUUAAAGCUCAAAAACAUUUCAUCCCUUGUUAGUGCUAGUUUUGAUUAUUCCGAUUCAUUUGGGCAUUUGACCUCUGAGGAUGUAAGUAAUACAAAGGAAGUUUUUGAAAAGAUUCAGCAUGUGGAGGAGCUUAAUUUGGGGCCUGGACCCGUUAAGGCUCUAGCUGGGCUGAUGCUUAAUGGUUGGCAGCUUCCAAAAUAUAAGCUAUGGUGGUUGAAAAUAGAAUUGGUAUGUGGUGCUUCAGAAACCAUACCCGGCAUUUUGGGUCUGCUGGAAUCUUCUCCAGUCAUUGAGACAUUGGUCAUUAUUUGUGAGGACUCCCCCCAUGGAUUGGACGAUCACUGGGGCCCACCUGCAAAAGAUAAUUUGGUUUGCGACUUAUUGCACUUGAAGAUGAUCAAAUUGAUUGACUUGGCAGAUCCAGAUCUUGAUGGUGAACCAUUGCUCACGUUGGCCCGAAUCCUUCUUAAGAGGACACCAGUAUUGGAAUAUAUGGAAACAUAUGUUAGCAUUAAAGAUGCAGAUUUCUUUGCCAAGAUAGGACUAACCUUGCUCAGUUACCCUAGAUCCUCACCAAAUGCUGUCAUCGAUCUAUCAGAUUGUUGAUUUUUAUGUGUUUAAUUUCUUUAAAAUGUAAGGCAUUUAGUAUUCUCUACCUGUUUUUUCUAUUUUGUCUAACUUGCUACUAGUGGGAUGUUUUUUCUGCAUUUCAUAUUUAAAACACUUUUGG
Cuscuta epithymum is the source of this 1745-nucleotide messenger RNA. Lineage: Eukaryota; Viridiplantae; Streptophyta; Magnoliopsida; Solanales; Convolvulaceae. The record is from the annotation of a GenBank genome assembly.